Rhagoletis pomonella (apple maggot) is the source of this 437-nucleotide messenger RNA. RefSeq names its product syntaxin-5-like. The coding region runs from base 134 to 394 and encodes 86 amino acids. Lineage: Eukaryota; Metazoa; Arthropoda; Insecta; Diptera; Tephritidae. The transcript is spliced from 2 exons. The record is from RefSeq and is a predicted model, not a curated record.
AAUAUAUGAGUAUUACAUAUAUGGCAAAAACACAGCAAGUGUAUAUGCCAAGUUGGAAAAAUUGACAAAGCUGGCCAAAAAGAAGAGUCUUUUUGACGAUCGACCGCAAGAGAUUCAAGAAUUGACUUACAUCAUGGUGUAUGCGUUACAAUCUAAAUUAGCCAGCAUGGGCACUGACUUCAAACAGAUCCUAGAAGUGCGUAUAGAAAAUCUCAAACAACAAAAAGCGCGUCGGCAUCAAUUCGGGCAGUCACCAGUUGCUGCUAACACUGUUCGCUCGAGUACAGCGAAACAGGGCGUGCUAAUAACGAAUAUGUUUGUGACACGGCAAGAUUUUAACAAGUUCAGAGGCGCGGUCUUAAAGUUGUGGGUUUUUAAAUACAUAAAUAUAUAAUAUCCUAUUCAUAUACAUACAUAUAAAUCACACUAAUGUAAUA